AUGACAACUCCAGCAGUGAAACUUAUUUUAGUUUACGUAACAGCACCAAGCAGAGAUGUUGCUAUGAAUAUGGCCAGAAUUACCGUCGCUGAAUCACUUGUUGCGUGCGCAAAUGUAAUUCCAGGAGUCACUUCUGUAUAUCAAUGGCAAGGGAAAAUUGAGGAGGACCAAGAGCAUGUGGUGGUUAUGAAAACAGUGGACAGCAAAGCCGAGGAAUUAUCACAGCGAGUUCGUUCCCUGCACCCAGCUGUAAAUCCCUGCUUCGUGACAUUGCCAAUCGAAAAAGCCACCGCAGACUUUGCCGAAUGGAUCAUCAAAUCGACCCAAAGCCAUAGUAUCUGA
Molecule: messenger RNA, 342 nt
Organism: Caenorhabditis remanei
Lineage: Eukaryota; Metazoa; Nematoda; Chromadorea; Rhabditida; Rhabditidae
Exons: 4
Coding region: 1-342 (113 amino acids)
Biological process (GO): response to metal ion
Molecular function (GO): copper ion binding
Source: RefSeq, a predicted model, not a curated record